This is a messenger RNA of Triplophysa dalaica, 7761 nucleotides long. RefSeq names its product erb-b2 receptor tyrosine kinase 2 (gene erbb2). Gene Ontology annotation, biological process: positive regulation of cell population proliferation; multicellular organism development; cell surface receptor protein tyrosine kinase signaling pathway. Gene Ontology annotation, molecular function: transmembrane receptor protein tyrosine kinase activity; ATP binding. Lineage: Eukaryota; Metazoa; Chordata; Actinopteri; Cypriniformes; Nemacheilidae. The transcript has 27 exons. The coding region runs from base 174 to 3992 and encodes 1272 amino acids. The record is from RefSeq and is a predicted model, not a curated record. Gene Ontology annotation, cellular component: signaling receptor complex; basal plasma membrane.
UUCUGGAGAGUUGGGUGCACUCGUUCCUGUCAGGAAGUUGAGGGAUUUUGGGAAAUAACAAAGAGAAAAAACACUCGCAUUUAACAUAGCUCGACUCAACGCGUGGGAUCCGGUAAAGUCGAAGAGGAUCCAUGCAAUAGAAGCAGGAUUAUGGACUAAUGGAGGAUUAAUCGAUGGAGACGCGCAGAAGUUUCGGGCUCGUCCGCGUCCUGCUGCUGUGUGGCAUUACAGGCGCUAUAGCCAGAGAAGUAUGUCUCGGGACAGAUAUGAAGUUGGCGUUACCCUCCAGUCUUGAGAAUCACUACGAAAUGCUCAGACUGCUGUACACUGACUGCCAGGUGGUUCACGGUAACCUGGAGAUCACACACCUGCAGGGCAAGCCAGACCUCUCCUUCCUGCAGGGUAUAGUGGAAGUUCAGGGCUAUGUGCUGAUAGCUCAUGUCUCAGUGCCGUCGAUUCCUCUGGACAGUCUACGGAUCAUUCGAGGCAGUCAGCUUUAUAACUCCAGCUACGCUCUUGCAGUGCAUGACAACUUUCACCGCGGUCAGGUUGGGUCCGGUCUGAUAGAACUCCAUCUCAAGAAUCUCACAGAAAUUCUGCUUGGCGGGGUUUAUAUUUGGGAAAACCCUCAACUUUGCUUCCCUCAGAAGAUUAACUGGGGAGACAUCGUUAAUGAAGUCCAGAGCAAAACGUUGCAUCUGCAAGAUAUCCCAAAGAGCUGUCCUCAUUGUUCCGCAGGUUGUGAGUCUGUUGGAUGCUGGGGGCAAGCGGAUCUGGACUGCCAAAAUUUUACCUCUGUGCAAUGUUCAUCCGGGUGUUUGCGUUGUAAGGGUACGAAACCCAAUGACUGUUGUCAUGUCCAGUGUGCUGCUGGGUGCACAGGGCCGAAAGACACUGACUGUCUGGCCUGUCGUCACUUUAAUGACAGUGGGACAUGUAGAGACAACUGCCCCCCACCCACCAUCUAUGACCAAACUACCUUCCAGUCCAAACCAAACAAGGACAAAAAGUUCAGCUUUGGAGCCACAUGUGUGAAACAGUGUCCACAUAACUAUUUGGCCAUGGUGGUGGCGUGUACCAUGGUCUGUCCAAAAGCUAAUCAGGAGUAUAUCUCCGUCCAACCAGAUGGUCAAGAAACACAGAAAUGUGAAAAGUGUGAAGGAGAGUGUCCUGAAGUGUGUUAUGGGAUAGGCAUGGGAAACCUGCUGGGCGCAUCGGUGGUGAACGUCAGCAACAUUGACUUCUUCAAAAACUGUAAAAAAAUCUACGGCAGUUUGGCUUUUCUUUCAGAUUCCUUUAAAGGGGAUGCAGCUAAAAACGUGUCUGGACUACAGCGGAGUGAUCUCGAAAUAUUGAAGACGAUAGAAGAGAUUACAGGUUAUCUGUACAUUGAGGCAUGGCCAGAGGAUUUGCCUGAUCUGAGUGUUUUUGAGAACUUGAAGGUGAUCAGAGGAAGAAUGCUUUACAAGGGCGUUCUCUCUCUGGGCAUUCAGUCUUUGCCGAUCGAGUCUCUCGGGAUGCGUUCCUUGCGCAGUGUCAGCGGAGGUUUAGUUCUCAUUCAUAAUAACACCAAACUAUGUUACGCUUCCUCCCUGCCCUGGACCUCUCUGCUCCACCCAACACAGGGACCCAACCUCAUCAGCAACAACAACCAAGACCCACAAACCUGCGUAUCCGAGGGGAAAGUGUGCGACCCCCUGUGUGCACACGCUAGCUGUUGGGGCCCGGGACCGAGUCAGUGCGUGUCGUGUGUGAACUACAAGCGUGGAACAGAGUGUGUGGAGGAGUGUAAUGUCCUACAGGGGUCAGUGCGGGAGUUUGUGGACGGUACUAACUGUGUCUCUUGUCACCCAGAGUGUCGAACGGUCAAUGGCUCUGCCUCCUGUAGAGGCCCAGGUGCGGAUCAGUGUAGGGAGUGUUUGCACUUUCAGGAUGGAGAUGUGUGUGUUGAGCGUUGUCCCAGCGGAGUGAAGGAGGACCAGCACACCGUGUGGAAAUACUUCAAUAACACGGGACACUGUCUUCCCUGCGAAACCAACUGCACUGUCUCUUGUCCACUGGAUGAACAGGGAUGCCCUAUCCAACAGAAACCCGGGCCUGGAACAACAAUCGCGAUCACCCUCGGCGGAGUGUUUCUCUUUCUCAUUCUGUUGGCACUGCUGGUGUUUUACCUGCGUCGACAGAAGCAGCAGAAACGGAAAGAGACCAUGAGGAGAAUUCUGCAGGAGCACGAGCUGGUGGAGCCACUGACCCCGAGUGGAGCGUUGCCCAAUCAGGCUCAAAUGCGCAUCCUUAAAGAGACAGAGCUGAAAAAACUCAGAGUGUUGGGAUCUGGAGCUUUUGGCACGGUCUUUAAGGGUAUCUGGGCUCCUGAUGGCGAGAAUGUGAAGAUCCCUGUGGCCAUUAAAGUUUUGCGUGAGAACACCUCGCCCAAAGCCAACAAAGAAAUCCUGGACGAGGCGUAUGUGAUGGCAGGCGUGGCCUCCCCAUACGUGUGCCGUUUGCUGGGUAUCUGUCUCACCUCAACGGUUCAGCUGGUUACUCAGCUCAUGCCGUACGGAUGCUUGUUGGACUAUGUCAGAGAGAACAUGGACCACAUCGGCUCUCAGUACCUCCUCAACUGGUGUGUUCAGAUUGCUAAGGGAAUGAGUUACCUUGAAGAGGUGAGGCUGGUUCACAGAGACCUUGCAGCUCGAAAUGUUCUGGUGAAAAACCCAAACCAUGUGAAGAUUACGGACUUCGGUUUGGCCAGACUGCUAGACAUAGAUGAGACGGAAUACCACGCUGAUGGGGGAAAGGUGCCCAUCAAAUGGAUGGCGCUGGAGUCCAUAUUACACAGGAAGUUUACCCAUCAAAGUGACGUAUGGAGCUACGGGGUGACCGUAUGGGAGCUGAUGACCUUUGGCAUGAAGCCGUAUGACCUCAUACCGGCGCGGGACAUUCCAGAACUGCUGGAAGGAGGGGAGAGACUCUCUCAGCCCCAAAUCUGCACCAUAGACGUCUACAUGAUCAUGGUCAAAUGUUGGAUGAUCGAUCCAGACAGUCGACCAAGAUUCAGGGAGCUUGUGAAUGAAUUCAGCACUAUGGCACGCGAUCCUCCGCGUUACGUUGUCGUAGAUAACGAUGAGCAGAUGAGUCUGUCGAGUCCAGUUGACAGCGCGUUCUUCCGCACGUUGAUGGAAGAAGAGGGGGCUAACGUGAAGGAGUUACUGGACGCUGAAGAAUAUCUGGUACCUCAGACUGAUCUCUUCAACACACACGGAGAAAUCAGGGCGAACGGACCGAGCAGACAUCACUCACACCGGAGCACAGAUCAGGGCUUAGAGACGGACGGUUUGCCGAGCAGCAGAGGUUUUUACUCCUCUGUCAGCACGCUGGGGCAGAGUCAGUACCCGACCCUGCCCAUGGGGGCAACUGCCAAUGGGAUGUGGCCAGGAACGCAAUUCCCCUCCUUAGUACGGAGCAUAUCACACCGUUCAGCGGGUGGCCAAUCAGACUCUGUGUUUCUGGAUGGGGACGUGGAGGAAAACGGUCCUCCGUCAAGCCCUGGGCGCUACUCUAAAGACCCAACCUUCCUCAAUGGCAUGGAUGGAGAGAUGGAGACCGACGGGCCUCAUGGUUUCCUUUCACACACGCUUCCACGUGGAGCGCACACACAACCCGAGUACGUGAACCAGGAUGUCCUGUCGGAACGUCCCAGCACCCUUCCGCGCAAGGCGGGAGAGAGGCGAUUUAUUAACGGUCUGUGUACAGGCCAAAGUGUGGAGAACCAAGAAUACUUGUUGCCUAUGGGGAACAUCACGCCUGCUUCGCCCGCCUUCGACAACCCCUACUAUCAUGAUAUUGCAGCUAAAGCUAAGGCCGUGGCAGGAGCGUCCAUAAAUGGCGGUUCAACUCACAGGCGGCCCAACGGCUACGUGACCUCCACAGCAGAAAACCCAGAAUACCUGGGCUUAGCAGAGACUUGGAGCGGUCAGGUCGAGUACACCUGAGAGGAGUAAUGCAGAGAUGAAUGUACUGACGCGUGAAUGACGUGUUUCUCAAAGGACGUUCUCGCCAAUAGGAAAGAUUUCUCACAAAACCCAUGUAGCAUUCUGUGUUUGAUCUUUAAACGUGGACGCACUUCCGGUAUUUGCCAAAAAGAUGAACUUUGGAAUUCUGUCUGAUGAUAAACAAAGCACUACAAUGAUGGUACGAGUUUGUAAGACUACUUGAAUGAUGAAUAACACACUGGAUGUUUUUUGGAUGUAUUUUUUAAACUUCUAUUAGGAUUUUUGUGUGGAUUUGAAUGUUUGGCACAAAACUCCUUUUUCUGGAGGUGCAAUUCAAUUCGGAGCCAGGACCGUACACACUGUGGUUUCCAGACUGAUGCGUGAGAUCUGAACACAGGCGUGCGUCCACGCGAUGGAAGCGGUUUUGUUCAUUGCGUCAUGGUCCGGAGUGAGCAGCUAGGCUACAGUGCCGAUGAAUGAGAGAGACAUUAUUACCAGCGGAACUGGCGUGUGGUGUAUUCAACAAGCUAACUGGCAAUGAAGAUUUAAUAUUUCUCCUCUGUGAUAUAUUCAGGGUUUUACAUUUUUAAACGAUAAUAAAUCAUCUUCAUGGGCUUGGUAGAAGUUGAACAGCAAAAUGAGCCCACAUGUAUAGCAGGGGUGAAUAUUUAGACUUAUUUCAACCCAAAAUCAAAAGAAAGUGUUAUUUUGCAAAUAAACGAGACAAUGAAGUCAAUGACAUUGUUUUUCUACACUUUGAAUUGCAUUUCAUUACAAAUUUGAUUUCAAGUAAUGCAUCUAAAUUAGGGAUGCACUGAUGUAUCGGCCAUUUUUGGCUUCAUUUAGCAUAUCGGCUUUUGCAUAAAAAAGAACGAUACUGUAUUAUUAACCAUUAGUUCAUUGAUAACUAUGAAUGUUGUAUUUCUGUUCCAUAAUUCAUAGUGAGAUAAUUAAAUAUCUGAUUAAACAAAUUUAAAUCUGAACAAAAUAUAAUCUGAUAUCCUUUGAAAAAAAUGUGGCAAAUUGAAACAAUAAGUGGUUAUCAGUGAAUUUAGGACAGCUAUAGAGACGUGAUGUCACCACAUGAUAUUUAGAUAUCAGAAUUCGCCAUGGUUGUUUGUUAAAAUCUGUAUCUGUGGAUCCCUAGACUUACACUAAACUGGAUGUUUUACUUCUAAAUUUCUUAGGCUUAUUUUAUUAAUGCUGAUAUCAAGUUCUUACAUUGUAAAAAUGUAUGUAAUACAAUUUAAUACAAAAAAUAAACCCUAUGGUCCUUAAAAUAGACUGCUGCUUAUUAGUAUUUCUUUUGGUUUUGGGUUGAAUCAGGACGUGGAAUGCAAAAAUAUCUAUCUUGUAUUUCAUUAGUAACAGUUUUUAUUAGAUUCACCUCAGGAGAUGCUUACCUUUUGUGUUGUAUAUUUUCAUUAUACUUUUCAAUGUCAAAACAAGUCUGUCAAGGGAAUGUUUAUUUUAUUUUUUCUUUGCAGUAAUGUACACAAUGUAUUAUUUGAUGUAAAGGGGUGCUUUUUCAAAGGCUGACUCAUUUGUAAUAGCGCAAAAAAGAGAAAAGAAAACGGGCCUUAUUUAUAAAAUGUGCAUACGCAGAAUGUUCAAACACAACAAUUGACAGCGACGUUCAUAUAUUUAUAAAAACAUAACAUUAUUAAGUUAAGAGUUUUUAAAGGGUAAAAUGCAUUAUAAUUCUUCAUGUGUGUUGUAAAGAAUUAUAACCAAUUUAAAAUGUGAAGUGUUAUAAUGUAUUAAGUGUAAUAACAAUUAUUUAUAAGACAUUACAAUGCAUUAAAAGGUGCAUUACAACGCUUUAAAACUACUGUUAACAUGCAUUAUACAUACAUAUAGUCUUUAAUGUGGUAACGUCCAUUGGGCAUCAGGGUCUGAACAGAUGUGUGCACAUUUGCUGCAUUUUUGCUGUGCACAAUUUCAAGAUCAUUUUCGAUUUAUAGGUUUCACUUCUGAGAUCACAUGUACUGUGUGCCCUUUGAGAAAUCUAAUUUAGGACGGUUUGGUGCAGUGUUUUAUAAAUGAGGCCGAAUGUUACCUUCAACCCCACAUUUAAUCAUCCAUGUCUAUAUUGUGUAUUUUUUAUUUAAUAACACCUACUCAUUGAAAUUUAUACACGCAUAGUGUGUUUUCCUUUCAAAAGUGUUCCCUUCACUCUAUCCCCUGUCAAUGGGUAUGUGGCUGGAAAAUAACACACUUUUUUGAAACAUACUAGCAACAAACACAUACCCGCCCUGAUUGUUGUCCCUUCAGAGUGGCCUGCGAAAGCAUCAUUUAUGCUGUUUGGAAGGCACCGAGACACUGCUAACACUGAACACAGUGUUGUGGAGUAAAUACUUCACAGAAUUGAAGAAUGUGAUCUGAUUUCCAUAUAUUAGCAGCUGUGGCCUCUGGGUGGAUGAGCGGCCCUUCAAUGACUCCAUUGUUCCACAUGACAACGUUUGCCCUUUGUUAACUCCAGCGUUCAGUUAAUACGUCACUUCUUUAAAGCAAGAUGUGUGUAUUUAUUUGACGUCAUUCCACAUUCAGUGGGACAAUUCAUACAUUAUUGAUCAUUUUCACACAAUACGUCAAAACACAUCUUAAAACCCGCACGUUUUUUAACAAUCAGACUUGAACGGUUGAUUUUCUUAUGGUGUAUACUUAACUGAAUAUCAUUUUUUGUGUGAAAGAAUGAUAUUAUGCGUGCUAAUGGUACUUAAGAUUUUUUUGAUGUUAGCCCAAACAAUGACAUGAUUGAAUUUCUGCCUGGUCACUAUAUAGCCAACCUUUUAAAUGUCAGUGCUGUUAAAAUGGACGGAAGAUCACAGUUUACCCUUAAUACUGUUCUGAUUGAAACUAAAUUAAAAUCUGCUUGUUGAAUAAAGCUACGUGCCAACAUUACAGACGGGACAGUGUUUUUAAAGAUGGAAUAAAAGCAGUCAUUAUUUUAGGAGUUGGUUACGAUAUAUAUCCACAUUGGGUUUUUGUAUUUAAAUCAGUUUCAGAACCCAGUUUUCAUACCAUGAAUCCAAUGGUGAAAGUCUAUGCAAUCGCAUUGAAGGAAUGGUUACCAUGAUUUAACAAAUCUGUACAUUUUAAAUGUUUAUAUGUACUUUUUAUAUGCAAAUUGUCCAGAUCUUUCUGAUUUGUGGUUUUAUGGAAAUUGUAGACUUUUGAUGUAAUAUUUCUAUUCUUCCUGUGAGCCAUUAAAGUGUAAAUGUAUGUCAUGGACUCGAUGCACUGAGACACUUGUACACUGUCUGCUCUAUGAAUUUUACAGUACCAACAUGCAUAAAAUUGUUUGAUAUAUUUACAUUUAUGCAUUUGGCAGACGCUUAUCAAAAGCAACUUACAUUGCAUUAACUUUUCACAAUUCACAUUUAUACUAAGGUAUUCACAAUCCCUUGGGAUCGAACGGCAACCUUGCUCUUACCACUGAGCUACAGGAAAGCUGUUUACAGGCUCAUAUAAACAUUUACUUUUUUGAAUACUUUGUUUCUUGAGAUCAAUGUUGUAUUGUCAAGUGGCUUUGUUUUGACUUUUUAUCACUGAAUUAUUUUUGGAUAUGGGCAUGUUUUUUCAUUACUGUGCUAUGAAAUCGGAAAGGGAGAGAAUUGUGGCCUGAUGGUGCUAACGUGGCAUUUUUGAUGCCAAAGUUUAGACAGACAAUCCCUAUCCUUAUUUACAGUCUUUUGGAGGUGAACAGUCUGUUUUGAGACAAUGCAAAGUAUACAUUAUAAAUAAUAAAUCAGUUUGUACAGCUAAA